Diprion similis is the source of this 2552-nucleotide messenger RNA. RefSeq names its product protein bfr2-like. The transcript has 7 exons. Lineage: Eukaryota; Metazoa; Arthropoda; Insecta; Hymenoptera; Diprionidae. The record is from RefSeq and is a predicted model, not a curated record. Bases 158 to 1933 code for a protein of 591 amino acids.
ACGCUGCGUCUGUUUCAUAGAGUGAACUUCUCGCGAGGUGAAAACCCACGCACGACGUCCACCGCAAAAAAAAACCUGCGGAGAAACGUAGAGAAGGAAACGGAUUCCGAAUAUCGGGAAAAAAUCCUUCGACCAGGCCCAACGAAACUAGAGAGCCAUGAAGUUAGCAUUAAUGCUAGCAGUCUUAUGCUGCUUCGCGUUAGGCGCCCUAGCCUCACCACUUCCGGUAUCAUCUGCUAGUAAUUCGGCCGAGGUAAAAGUCGAGACUUCUGGCCGACAAGCAGUGGCUGCACCUGCUGCAGCAGCCCCAUCCGAUGACGACGACGACGAUGAUGACGAGGAUGACGACGAUGGUCUAGAUCUCGGCCUCGACGACGACGACGACGACGAUGACGAUGACGAUGACGACGACGACGACGAUGACGAUGAUGAUGAUGACGACGGCGGGGACUACGUCGAACGUUUCAUCGAAGACAUUCUCGGAGGCGACGACGACGACGACGAUGACGACGACGACGCGACUCCAGCAGCUCAACCCGCCGUUGCAGCCCAGCCGCAAGCCUCUCCGGUGGUAAAUACAGUUCCUCAAAUAACGCAGCCCCAAAUCCCGCCGAAUGUUGAGGCCGAUUUGAAUGCGGCUGUGGCCGAAGCAGAGCUGAACGAUCAGGAGAACGGAGAGUACGUAGAGGACACGCCCGAGGAGCAGGCGGCGAGCACGAUCGUCGAGACGAACGAAGAAGGUGCACAAUCGGCGAUAUUAGCUGGGGAAAGUCUGCAGUCUGCGGCCUCGUCCCCAGUUGCAGUCGUUGCACAGUCCCCGGGGGAGGGGGACAACGACGAUGACGACGAGGACGACGACGACGACGUUGACCUCGGGCUACCCGGGGCAGACGACGACGAAGACGAAGACGAUGACGAUGACGAAGACGAAGACGAUGACGAAGACGAUGACGAUUUAACCAACUUCACCGAAGCCAGGCGAGCACGCGCGAUGUCAUCGACGCCGAAUAAGCACGUGCCGGCUAUUUACAUAGCAAAGUAUAACCGUUUCGUCGACAAUAUAUUGGGUCGAAUAAAUAAAAUUCUUCGGACAAACUACAACCCUGUUACCGUCAAACUGACGAAUCCUAAUGCGAGCGUAAAAGCGAACAAGAAGAAGACAAAGGGAAAAGGCAAAGGUAAAGGAAAGAAAGGGAGCAAAAACUCGGGUCAAAAGAGUGGUGUAAAGUUCACCGAAAAAAGCGCUUCUGCGGCAAUGGUCAAUGCAGAUUUGAAUGAGAAAAACACGACUGCAACCAUCAACAAUGACUUGAUAGACUCAAGUUCGCAGGUCAAGAUCGAAGAUAGCAGGAACGCCGCCGAGGUUGAAGCAACCACAUUGAACAAUAUCGUUCUUAGUACUACACCCAAAAGUCCGGAGUCCAGUCGAGCAACCACUAACUCGAAUAAGAAGAAGAAUAAGCGCAAGUCUUCGACGAAAAAGAACAAGACAAAAGCAAACAACAGUAGGGCAAAAGCGAGGGCAACUUUGUACGGUUUAGCAUCGUUGCAACGAAUCGGCGACGUGUCUGUGAACAUGAAGACUGACCACACGACGGUAAAAACGAAAUUUUCCCUGGGCCCUUUAACCCUGAGAGUAGAAAGGGAAGUUGGAAGAUCUGGUAAAAAAGAACUGAGAAGCGCGACUGCGACAACAGCUGAAAUGUCGGGAAAGUUGAACCUCCGAGUUCUUCACGGCGGAGCUGCUACCCUGCAUUCGAUUCGUGUUCUGCAGCCAAAACAGGUUCGCAUUGAGAGCGCCGAUGACCAUGAUCGUACCCGUGAAUUCGUGUGGAAGAGAUCUUCGCACAUUGCUCAUGUUGUGUCGCAAAAAUUAUCUUCCGCUACGAAAUCUAUGCUACGUCCACCACCAAUAGUCGCGCAAGCGGCUUAACGUCGAAACGGCGAUUACGGAAGUAAUUUGUCGCCCGAUUUAGCUUAGGUCUAGCCAUAACAAUAAAUAUUAUUAUACUUUCCUAGAAAGCGAGAAUUAUUAGACUUUGCCGUAUGGUAAUGAAUCGAUCUAGAUCCUAACUGUUAUAAGGUCAUAGUGUGAGUUGAUGUUAUAUUUAUAGCCUUUGCACUAAGAUAAUUUUCCUCUAUUUAAAUGCAUAUGUAGAGAUGACUUUUUUAUUUUUGCAGAAGGAUAUAGACAUUAAUCAUAGUUAUAAUACUUAUCAUUUCCGCGUGAUACAAUACUGAUCGCAAUAAUGUAAUACUUCUCGUUUUAAAGAAUAUUUUACCGUAUCAUUAUCAUUAUUGCCGUUCAUGCUAUAUUUAUAUCAUAUUAUCAUCGCUGUAUUUAUUAAUUACGCGCUGUCGAUUAUCGUCAUUACUUAUCCUGCCAUAUUUCAAUUAACCAACUUUAAUAACCAAGAAUGUGAUUAUAUUAUAUUCCAACAAAUUUAUAAUACCCUGAAUCGAUCGAUCUUUUAUUGCACAGAGUUGUGCAGGUUCCACGCGUAUUAUGCAGAAUAUUAUGCGGGCAACGAAGGCAGAUAGAACUAAAUUAU